CGCGGUUGCAUUCCUAGCUCUGCAGCCCCGGGCGGAGGAGCGCCCUGGCUGCGUCCGCCCCGGCUGACUCCGCCGUCCCAACUGGGCUCCGGGGUCCGAGCUGGUGGAAGGUAGGACCCGGGCCGCGGAGGAGCCAGGCGAGCCGGGGUCCCUGUCCCGGGAGCUGGCCGGCAGAGGCUGCAGGAAGGCCACAGGUGGGAAGCCCAGCCUGGGCCCCAUAAGCAGCAGGAAGAAGAUGCAGCAGCUCUUGGCCAUGUUGGGGGUCCUCCUGGGGGCAUCCUGGGCUCCAGUGUUGUCCUUUGAAGCCUCUGAGGAAGUGGAGCUGGAACCCUGCCUGGCCCCCAGCCCAGAGCAGCAAGAGCAGGAGCUCACUGUGGCCUUGGGGCAGCCCGUGCAGUUGUGCUGUGGGCAGGCUGAGCGUGGUGGCCACUGGUACAAGGAGGGUAGCCGCCUGGCGCCUGCUGGCCGGGUGCGAGGCUGGAGAGGCCGCCUGGAGAUUGCCAGCUUCCUGCCCGAGGAUGCUGGCCACUACCUCUGCCUGGCACGAGGCUCCACGCUGGUCCUGCACAACGUCACCUUGGCAGUGGAUGACUCCUGGACCUCCAGCAAUGGUGAUGAGGACCCUAAGGCCCACAGUGGCCCUUCAAAUAGGCAUGUUUACCCACAGCACGCACCCUACUGGACACACCCCCAGCGCAUGGAGAAGAAACUGCACGCAGUGCCUGCUGGGAACACCGUCAAGUUCCGCUGUCCCGCUGCCGGCAACCCCAUGCCCACCAUCCGCUGGCUCAAAGACGGACAGGACUUCCACGGGGAGCACCGCAUUGGAGGCGUUCGGCUGCGCCAUCAGCACUGGAGCCUGGUGAUGGAAAGUGUGGUGCCCUCAGAUCGUGGCACGUACACCUGCCUGGUGGAGAAUGCGGUGGGCAGCAUCCGCUACAGCUACCUGCUGGACGUGCUGGAGCGGUCCCCGCACCGGCCCAUCCUGCAGGCGGGGCUCCCGGCCAACACCACAGCUGUGGCGGGCAGCGACGUGGAGCUGCUGUGCAAGGUGUACAGUGACGCCCAGCCCCACAUUCAGUGGUUGAAGCACAUCGUCAUCAACGGCAGCAGCUUCGGGGCCGACGGCUUCCCCUACGUGCAAGUCUUGAAGACAACAGACAUCAACAGCUCAGAGGUGGAGGUCCUGUACCUUCGGAACGUGUCGGCCGAGGACGCAGGCGAGUACACCUGUCUGGCAGGCAACUCCAUCGGCCUCUCCUACCAGUCGGCCUGGCUCACUGUGCUGCCAGAGGAGGACCUCGCCUGGACGGCAGCAGCGCCUGACGUCAGAUACACAGACAUCAUCCUGUACGUGGCCGGCUCCCUGGCUUUAGCAGUCCUCCUGCUGUUGGCCGGCUUGUACCGCGGGCAGGUGCUCCAUGGCCGGCGCGCCCGGCAGCCUGCUGCGGUUCAGAAGCUGUCCCGUUUCCCUCUGGCCCGACAGUUCUCCCUGGAGUCGGGCUCCUCAGCCAAGUCAAGCUCCUCCCUGGUGCGGGGCGUCCGUCUCUCCUCCAGCGGCCCCCCCUUGCUCGCCGGCCUUGUGAGCCUUGAUCUCCCUCUGGACCCACUGUGGGAGUUCCCCCGGGACAGGCUGGUGCUGGGGAAGCCACUGGGCGAGGGCUGCUUCGGGCAGGUGGUGCGAGCAGAGGCCUUCGGCAUGGACCCGGCCCAGCCUGACCGCGCCAGCACGGUGGCUGUCAAGAUGCUCAAGGACAACGCCUCUGACAAGGACUUGGCAGACCUGGUCUCUGAGAUGGAAGUGAUGAAGCUGAUUGGUCGACACAAAAAUAUUAUCAACCUGCUGGGUGUUUGCACCCAAGAAGGGCCCCUGUACGUGAUUGUGGAGUGCGCCGCAAAGGGCAACCUGAGGGAGUUUCUGCGGGCUCGGCGCCCCCCUGGCCCCGACCUCAGCCCCGACGGGCCAAGGAGCAGCGAGGGGCCGCUGUCCUUCCCCGCCCUGGUCUCCUGCGCCUACCAGGUGGCUCGAGGCAUGCAGUACCUGGAGUCUCGGAAGGACCUGUCACAGGUCCCCACCCUGUGUUGUCCCCAGUGUAUCCACCGGGACCUGGCUGCCCGAAACGUGCUGGUGACAGAGGACAACGUGAUGAAGAUCGCUGACUUUGGCCUGGCCCGUGGCGUCCACCACAUUGACUACUACAAGAAAACCAGCAACGGCCGUCUGCCUGUCAAGUGGAUGGCACCGGAGGCCCUAUUUGACCGGGUCUACACACACCAGAGCGAUGUGUGGUCAUUUGGAAUACUGCUGUGGGAGAUCUUCACCCUCGGGGGGUCCCCGUACCCUGGCAUCCCUGUGGAGGAGCUGUUCUCCCUGCUGCGGGAGGGGCACCGGAUGGACCGGCCCCCAAACUGCCCUCCAGAGCUGUACGGGCUGAUGCGGGAGUGCUGGCACGCGGCGCCCUCUCAGCGGCCCACUUUCAAGCAGCUGGUGGAGGCACUGGACAAGGUCCUGCUGGCCAUCUCCGAGGAGUACCUGGACCUCCGCCUGACCUUUGGACCCUACGCGCCCACCGGUGGGGACGCCAGCAGCAUCUGUUCUUCCAGUGACUCAGUCUUCAGCCAUGACCCGCUGCCACUCGAGCCCAGCGCCUGCUCCUUCCCCGGGGUACAGACCUGAGUGGGGGCAGGGGUCUGAGCAGACAGGACAGCCAGCAGCCUUGGGCCACCUGGCUCUGUCGCAACCCCGUGGUGCUUGACCUUGACAGUCCCCUCCGACUGCAGGGUGCCUCCCCAGAUCUCUGCUUCCGCUUUGGGGAGGUCUGUCCUUGGUCCCAGGGUCCCUGGUGGAGGCUUCCAGCUCUGGCCUGGACACAGCUGUUUGGCCUCCUGGGCCUUGGCGCUUGGCCCCAGUUCCAGGGGUCGGCGGACCUGGCUGCAGGGCCACCCCAGACCUCCCUGCUCCCGACACCCAGAGAGCUCUUGGGCCUCUGAACCCUCCCCCAGGCCUCCCCUACCACCUGCCCCUCUGCUGCUUGCCCCAGCGUCUUGUUGGAGGGUGCAUCGGCCCCUGUGCUCUAGCUGAAGUGGGAAGCCUGCCCCAAACACAGAAGCAAAUGGUCUUUAUAAAUUAUUUUUUGA
Messenger RNA from Artibeus jamaicensis (Jamaican fruit-eating bat), 3138 nucleotides. It is a transcript of the gene FGFR4, whose product is annotated as fibroblast growth factor receptor 4. Gene Ontology annotation, biological process: positive regulation of cell population proliferation; regulation of bile acid biosynthetic process; positive regulation of kinase activity. The record is from RefSeq and is a predicted model, not a curated record. Gene Ontology annotation, molecular function: fibroblast growth factor receptor activity; fibroblast growth factor binding; ATP binding. Gene Ontology annotation, cellular component: signaling receptor complex; membrane. NCBI's taxonomy places the organism in Eukaryota, Metazoa, Chordata, Mammalia, Chiroptera, Phyllostomidae. The transcript is spliced from 18 exons. The coding region runs from base 236 to 2677 and encodes 813 amino acids.